This is a messenger RNA of Miscanthus lutarioriparius, 735 nucleotides long. The record is from the annotation of a GenBank genome assembly. Lineage: Eukaryota; Viridiplantae; Streptophyta; Magnoliopsida; Poales; Poaceae.
AUGGCCACUCCCACUACCUAUUCAGUCCGCAUCUCCUCGGAGACCCACAAGAUUGAAGCCUGGGUGGCGUCUGACGAAGCUCUGGCCAGGCAACUGCAGGAGGAGGAGAACGCGCGUGACGCUGCUGCCGACACCAGAGAAUUCGCCGGUACAGCUCCACUCUCUGAAUCUGUCCCUUCUUCUGAAUGUAGUCAACUAACACGGUCACUGGCCACAUGCUCAUCCUUCAUUUUCAAUUCAGGCAAUGUGUCCUUGGAGUCAUCGUCACCGGCUGUUGAGUACAGGCCUGCACAGAAUGCACCUCAGGUUGCAAGGGAAGACAAUGUGGACCCAGAUAAUAUGUCAUACGAGCAACUACAAGCAUUAGGGGAAGCAGUAGGAACUCAGUCCAGAGGGUUAUCUGAUGAGCUGAUAUCUUAUUUGGAGCCAUUUAGGAACAAGUGCACGUUCUUCUCUAGGAAAAAGAACAGUGAGGAAUGUGUGAUCUGCAAAACAACAUAUAAAAGCCGGCAGAGGAUGAUAAGACUGCCCUGCAGCCACUGUUAUCACGCAGAUUGCAUAACUCGCUGGCUUAAGAUCAACAAGGAAUUAGCACGGCAUUCAGCAAACAAAACACUAGCAGUCUAUCAAGUCUCAGCCAUUUUUCCUAUCUCAUGGAACAAGGAGAUGGCAAAGAAAUGUUGGCAGAGACAGGGGAGACAAUUGCUCAGGUUGGCCUCCAUGAGGCUCCGCUAG